Messenger RNA from Cryptotermes secundus, 879 nucleotides. Its product is annotated as zinc finger and SCAN domain-containing protein 12-like. The transcript has 4 exons. The record is from RefSeq and is a predicted model, not a curated record. Lineage: Eukaryota; Metazoa; Arthropoda; Insecta; Blattodea; Kalotermitidae. Bases 1 to 879 code for a protein of 292 amino acids.
AUGGCGGAGGCGACAUCGUGCGAAACACGAUGGAACGCAAUAGUGGCUUCGUUCGAGAGAAACCACGUGAACUUAAAACUCAGUAAUCCUGACUGCCAGGAAGACAUUGAACUACUGGGGAAAGGACUACAAACGAUCGGACAGCUUAUCCAUAAUUCGCCCUCAACAAACGGAAACGGUGUAAUAGGGAACAAGCUGAUAUCAAAAUUCGAGGCAGAGAGGACAGUGCUGUCUAAGCACCUCGAGGGCAAGACGCUGUUUACAGCCAUGCUGCGCCUCUAUGCUGCCAUCCACAGGGAGAUGCGAGAGUCUCUCCUGCUGGAAGGGAAAGACGAUUCAGCCGAGGAGUUUCGCGAACAAAGGAGACGUAAGCGAAACUCCUCAGCAGAACAAUCUAAGAAACCAAAGCAAUCACCUAGCCCACGGGAACCUAGAUUAAAAUCGAAGGAGAAAGUUGAAAUUAGAAAUUUCUUCGCGCCCCUGAGGACGUCAGUGGGUCCCUAUGGUGAGACAUACCCAGCAAGUCAUGAUGCAAACCAGGCCAUGAAUGUAAAAGCUGAGGAAGUCUCAGACUCACAAGAGGAAGCGGAUCCUCUGCAAAUAACAGUUCAGGAAGUAAAGGCUGAACCUGAGGGUAAUUUGAAUGAACUUCAACCCAUACAUGGUGAGGAGCGACGAUAUUCCUGUGAUGAGUGUGGAGAUUCAUUCAGACAAGAGCAAAUUAUGAUAGCACAUCGACACAUACAUAGUGGGGAGCGGCCAUUUUGUUGUAUCGUGUGUAAUAAGUCAUUCAACUGUAAGAGUUAUCUAAAGAGGCAUCAGUGCAUACAUAGUGAGGAGCGGCCAUUUAUGUGUGAUGUCUUGGACUAUACCCCUUAA